Molecule: messenger RNA, 1782 nt
Organism: Peniophora sp. CBMAI 1063
Lineage: Eukaryota; Fungi; Basidiomycota; Agaricomycetes; Russulales; Peniophoraceae
Source: the annotation of a GenBank genome assembly
AUGGAAAGUUCCCCUCUUUCGGACGUUUGGAAGGUGGCACGGGAACGAUGGCUCGACGCAUAUCGUGCGUCGGUCAAGACUCUGCCACGGAGUUCGCCAACAUCUCCAGACGUUGCUCAUGUGCGCGAAUUGGUCGACGCAGAGUUGGAAGGAAUAGAAAGUCUCCGUGCUGCGAUGAGAGCAAAACGCAACGAGCUUGCUCCGCCUUCCGUACUUCCCCCGGAGGUUCUAGCGCUUAUCUUCUCGUUUCUCGCCGCCAUUGCUCCCAUAUCCCUGUAUACAAGCCUAAUCGGGUUUCCGCCGCGGGCCAAGACCAUAGGCUGGGUCUCUGUAUCCCAUGUCUGUCGGCGCUGGCGCGAUGUCUGCCUCAGUCAAUCGUCGCUAUGGACGCAUCUCGACCUUCACUCAUACUUUCCAUGGGAGACGUUCCUUGGGCGCGCAAAGGAAUCGCCCUUGGUAAUAUUUGGCCCUCUCAGGGAACCACAAGACGGCAUAUCACAUCUUCAUCUCAUAAUCGACCAUCGACACCACAUCCGAGAGCUCAAGCUCUAUGACAUCCCCUUAUCCCUGUUGUUGGACCUGUCCAUCGGAUUAUGCGGACCUAUGCCAGAGCUACAGAAGCUGUCUCUUAAUAUGACGACGCGCAAUGCUCAAGGGAAGCUCGGUUCUUUCCCUACCGACUUUUUCACCAAAUUUGCGCCAAAUCUGCAAGAAGUAUCGCUAUGCGGAUUCGAAUUUCCCUGGGGCCAGGGCGCUGCCAGGGUGAAGAGCUUCCACUAUCGUCCCUAUCGCGGAACGUCACACAAUACAUACAGCCUUCUCGAUGUGGCCCACACACUUCAACAGAUGCCAGCGCUGAAGAUGUUGCAACUGGAGGAACUUCCGCCCUCGUCACCGACACCUGACAAAGUAAUCAUCUCCCUGCCACGUCUCGAGUUUGUCCAGCUCAAAGGGGAUAACGACUGCUGCUGGCUACUCUGGUCUUGGCUUCAAAUGCCAUCCACCGCUUUUCUCUACAUUCGCGGUAUAGUGGGCGAUACUGCGUCGAGUUCGCUCAUUGCACGGACCUUGCAAGCCCACCUUCGCGUGUCCCCUUCGCCGCAUUACUCCUCUAUGUCUCUAUACGGCAACGAUGACAGUCCCGUAUCCGACGGCUUUCGAUUCUUACUUGCAUCACCGACCGUCUCUGACGAUAUGUGGCGCACGCCUGGGCGUUUUGCGCCGCCGACCAUCGAUUUGCACGCCCAGUAUUCUGGUGGCCCAUCGAUCGACAUGACCAGAAAAAUCAUAUCAGGAUGUCCACUUGAGAACAUCCGGACUUUAACAUGGAGUAGCAUUCGUCUCGAGGAAUGUCGGAUGUUUGGCGAGGCCCUCCGUCUUGCGCGCUCGGUGACAAACCUAACUUUAUCCGGUCGUGGGGCCGGCUACGUGCUGCAUGCCUUGAUAGCCAUCGAGGCAACUGGCGCCGCCGGAAACGAACCAGAGUUGAAAGACUCCUUACUGUUUCCAGCGUUGCGCGAACUCACAUGCAGCAAUGUCAACUUCCUCGAUCGAAUCGCGCAUGGAGAGGAGUAUAGCUUCACGUUCGACAUCUUCAAGCAGGUACUUCGCAGCCGAAGCCUUUUGGGGGCACCUGUCCAAUACCUCUACAUUGAGGGGUGCGACGUUCUUUCAGUCUGGAUUGAGGAAUGGGAGGGUUUGGUCGAGCGUCUUGAUUGGGAUAACGACAAGGGAGUUCUUGAGGAAGGGUCGGAUGAUGAUGAGGAAGACGAGGACGAGUGA